Serendipita indica DSM 11827 is the source of this 3849-nucleotide messenger RNA. The record is from the annotation of a GenBank genome assembly. Lineage: Eukaryota; Fungi; Basidiomycota; Agaricomycetes; Sebacinales; Serendipitaceae.
AUGAUGAUGGGUGGACGUGCUCGGGCGCAGUCCGUGACUGCGUCAGGAAACUCGAAAGCUCAGCUCAUUGCAGCCUAUAAUGAACUCGGAAAGGAACUAGGGGACAGGAGAAUGCGUGUCGUAGGAAAUUACACUAUUGGCCGUGCCAUCGGCGAGGGUUCAUAUGGCAAAGUUCGUCUCGGCACACACCGACUCACGGGAACAAAAGUCGCGCUCAAGCAGAUUCCCAAAGACUGCUCGGCACAACUCACCCGGGAGAUUCAUCACCACCGCCAGCUCCAUCACCCGCACAUUGUCCAGCUGUACGAAGUCAUAGCAACAGAGUCCUCGAUCUGGCUCGUCACUGAACUCUGCAAUGGCGGUGAACUCUUUGAUUAUCUCGUCGAAAAGGGCCGCUUUGAUGAGUAUGAAACGCGGAUCCUCUUCGGCCAGCUUUGUCUUGCCAUUGCCUAUUGCCAUGAACAGGGCGUCGUUCACCGCGACAUCAAGCUGGAAAAUGUCUUGCUAGACGAACACUGCCAAGUCAAAUUGAGCGACUUUGGCUUUACCAGAGAGUUUGAACGCGGCUCUUUGUUGGAAACCUUUUGCGGCACGACCGGAUACGCCAGCCCAGAAAUGCUUCAAGGCCAAAAGUAUCUUGGACCAGAGGUCGACGUCUGGUCCUUGGGCAUCAUCCUUUAUUCUCUUCUCGUAGGGACCUUGCCGUUUGACGAUGAUGACGAGGAAGAAACUAAGAGAAAGGUACUAGCAGGAGACUUUGAUAUGCCGGAAUGGAUCUCGCCUGAGGUUGGAGAUCUCCUUAAAGGAGUACUAGAGUUAGAUCCAGCAAAGAGGUUUACCAUGCAGCAAGUUUUGGCCAGCCCCUGGUUCAGCAAGCACAUUUAUCCUUCUUCUCCACCUCCAACGGAAGCAAUUCUCCCUUCCACGGGCAUGGACGGCGAGUCAAAGCCCAGUCGCCCGGCCUCUGUAUCCUUGGACGGCGUGCUUGCCAGUUCCAUCGUUCCAGAUCAACGCCCCUCAACGCCCCCCAAUCAACCAGCACUCCAGGGUACAAGUGUAGACCAAACCCCACGUCCUCGACUCUCAGAGAGUGGACCAGAGGCGAGCCCCUCUCGCCCUCACGCAGAACGUAAGAAUUCGACCCAGUCCAUCGCUCCUCCGUUGCCUACACGGACACCUGUGCGAACCAAACGCCGAUCCGUUUCUUCCACCGUCUCACCUCCUGCGACCCCCAAAGUGCGGCCCCUCUCCGCUGCACUCACAGCCACAGAGCCUGUCGAUUUCUUUGGUGCAAUGAAGAAGCAGACUGCCGUCGUCUUUUCCAGUCCGCAAGAGCGGCUCAUGCUUAGCUCGCUUGCGGCAUUGGGAUUCGAUACCGGGCAGAUCGUGCACAGUGUUCUUACCAAUGCCUGUGACAGUGCUGGCGCACUAUGGUGGAUCAUGCGGAAAAAACUGGGGAAUAACUACAUGUUGCCUGAGGAGCACACUGGUCAAGUCGUGCCAGAUCCUUCCUCGGACGGUGGCCUACAGAUUAUAGCCGAAGCGAGUGGCAGCGCAUUAGAGCUCGACGAAACUGGACAAGGUGCCUCUGUCAAUGGCAUUCGUCCCAUGGUACUUCUAGAGGAAGUGGAUGCCUCGAAGAAGAAGAAGCAACGUCCUCAUGCCGACAGCGUUCAGGAGUCUAGUGAUGCAGUGAUUCCCACCAAGGAUAAGGAGAAGCUUCCCUCGUCUGCGCCUCCAGACUUUGCCAUCGUUCCAGCUACGCCUAUUACGGCAGAAGAACUAUCCAAGGCCAGCCCGUUGCCGACAAGUCUAUCUACAUUGUCACCGAUUCGCUCAUUGCCCUCUCCGACCACCGGCAUUGACAGCCACAACUCUUCGCCAUCAGGUUCAAAGAUCAAUGCGAAUAGACAAGGACGCACCAGCAGUAUUUCUAUGCUCCAACGAGCUACCACAGUACUUGGUGGUGCCGCAGGGCUCGUCCGGAAGAAGAGCGAAGAGAAUGGGUUGAGAGACUCUGGAGGCUCUAGAGAAAAGGAGAGAAGCUCGGACGAACCACGAAGUUCGAAUGGAAGUGGUAGAUUGACUAAGAGCCCGCCACCCGGCAAGGUAUCCAGAGAAGCCAAGGAUCGCGAACGGGAGAAUAGUGCCGAAAUAUCUAGCGUUCAGAAGACAUCUGGGAAUCCCUCGACUCCUGCGACAUUCCCUGGGCAUAUCAAGUCUUCAAGCACGGUAGCCAAGUCGAAUGUACAGCAACCUGCGAUGCGGCGUUCGGCUACAGAAGGAAGCAGUCUCACCAGCCCCUCUCUCAAUCGUGAACUCGCAAAGCCGAGGAACAGGACAUCCAUUCUCAAUACAUUCCGUACUUGGCUCGGCAACGACAGCAAACGUGAACGCAAGGGGGGCUUCACGUUUGGAACGCCAUCCAAUACGCCGACAGGAAAACACUCGUCCCCUCCAUCUGCCUAUUCCAAAGGGUACUUUAAUCAAGCACCCUUUGGAUAUCCAGAAAGGGCUCCGACGCCAAGGAAGCGGACAUCUACUGGCAAAGGAACUGCCUCACGGCGAGGAGGACGUGGACACAAGGACAAGAGACCUUCGAUAUCGAGUCGCCGGAGUAGCAGUGUUCCGUCGAGAAGAUCCAGCGUGGGCAGCCUGGCCUCGUUGGCCAAGCAGAAAGGCGUGCUGGGUAGCGUGGACGAAUACUCUGUAUACAAUGGAGAGCCCCUCUCAAGAAGAAUGUCAAGUAACUCGCGAAGGAGUAUCGGAGCAAAGACACCAAUUGACGAGGAUCCUUUCGGUCCAUCUCGUCCAGGCUCCGCUAGAAGCAACUCGAUGAACACUAGUUUGGCAAAGCGGGGAAAGCGGCAUUCAAAGAGCUCGUCUACUAGUUCUGGUGGCUCAUUGGGUCGACGUGGAAACAACCGUCCUCCCAGCCGAUCUGGAACGACCAGUCCCACAGGAAACCGUGCGCACCGUCGAGCCGGCUCUGGUGGAUCACAAACCCGUGUCGUCAAGCAGCAUGUAAAGCCAUCGUCGUCGAUCGCAAAGUCCCUUGCUGCUGGAGCGACGGAGCAUGCCACUAUCAGCACGGGCACGAGACGAAUGCGCAGCGGGUCUCAAUCUAGCGCACACUCUGAAGAGAUGUCGGCAGUCGACGACGACGCUGAGUUUGGCGGUAGGCGCACGACGUCGCCUUUGGGACGACCGAUGCGCGCGGUCAUGGUCGCACAGAAGAAGAGCGCAUAUGGAACACCCAAUGGAAGCUUGGGCCUCUCUGCCAGCCGUUCUAGUUGGAAGAAAUCAUGGGGGCCCGAACCCCCUGGAUGGGCGCACCGUGCAGCUCAUCCUGGCGUCGUCAUUGAGGUUUUGGAUUCCCGCAGCGCAAAGACGGGCGUCCGGGACGUCUUUGCCGGCGGUGGGAAGAGUGGUGUACCACCUGGUACGACAUCCCCCGGAGACGAUGAAGACGACUGGAGCGACGUGGACGAGGUGGUUUAUGUCGGUGGUCUUGGUCAACUAGGAUCAGGCCACAAUUUGGUUCCCAAUGCCGACGAUUCCGUCAUGCCACCAGACUCUCCGAUGAUGGUAUUUACAAACUCGAGAGCCGGCAGACGCACAAAGAGGACUCCGGGGAACGUGAUGAACCCCGGGCAGUAUAACAAGGCUAGUGGCUCCCCCGCUCCUGUCCAAACAGCCGCGCCUGCAAGCCCUCCGAACCAAGCCUCGACGUCGUCGAUGAACGAAAGCAUGAACCUGGAUAGAAGCACAAGCAGACGUCAGCUACCUGGUAACCGGACAUUCAGAGGGCCCGCGAUUGUCGAAGAGGAGGAAGAGGAGGAGGAAUGA